Contarinia nasturtii (swede midge) is the source of this 788-nucleotide messenger RNA. RefSeq names its product glutamate receptor ionotropic, kainate 5-like. Bases 20 to 478 code for a protein of 152 amino acids. The transcript is spliced from 3 exons. Gene Ontology annotation, cellular component: plasma membrane; postsynaptic membrane. The record is from RefSeq and is a predicted model, not a curated record. Gene Ontology annotation, biological process: synaptic transmission, glutamatergic; modulation of chemical synaptic transmission. NCBI's taxonomy places the organism in Eukaryota, Metazoa, Arthropoda, Insecta, Diptera, Cecidomyiidae. Gene Ontology annotation, molecular function: glutamate receptor activity; transmitter-gated monoatomic ion channel activity involved in regulation of postsynaptic membrane potential.
AUUUUUGGUAUUUUAUUGAAUGUUCUUUUCUCAAGAUUCUCCAUAUAGAACGCCAAUUAGUAAGGCACUUUUGCGCCUACAAGAGUCGGGAAAGAUUCAGGAAUUAAUCGAUAAUUGGUGGGAGAGUAAAGAUGUUGAUUGUGAAGCCGGCGACAAAGAACGAAGCGACACUCCUGAACUGGACAUGGAGAAUUUGGGUGGUGUAUUUUUGGUUUUGGCUGUUGGCUUACUGUUGUCAAUUUUCAUUGGAAUUCUCGAGUUUAUUUGGUCUGUUCGGCGAACAUCAAUCGAUGAAAGGAUAACACCCUAUGAAGCCUUCAAAAAGGAGUUAAAGUUCGCAGUUUCUGUGUGGAAAGUUCGCAAACCAGUGGCACGUGUGUCAAGUGCUGGAAGUUCGGUUCGGUCAAGUAUAUCGAAUGACAUCCAAAUGGAUUCGAUUCGAAAUAUUAAACGAACAGGAUUGAAUGGAAUUAAUUGAAAUAUUGGAUGAUUUUUAAAAAUUAAUCACAUUCAUAUGACAUUAACUCGUGAAGAUUUUAUCAUCAUUAUUUUUUUUUAUUUAAAUGUUACUUAAUUAUAUAUUCUGCUCCGUUUUAAAUAAAAUAUCGCUUCAAACGGAACGCUAUCCAAAAGUGGCCAAAGAUGUGUAUUUUCAAGCUUCACGUUUUCACACUAAAUUUUUUACAGCUCUCAGUUUCUAAGUUUAUUUUUGCACACUCACAUUUUGAUUGUAGAAAUAGCGUAUAAAUAAAUCAAAUGAGAGACGAAACAGGUGGUUUUGCAAUGUU